Athalia rosae (coleseed sawfly) is the source of this 3933-nucleotide messenger RNA. Its product is annotated as metabotropic glutamate receptor 6-like. The coding region runs from base 824 to 3694 and encodes 956 amino acids. Gene Ontology annotation, molecular function: group II metabotropic glutamate receptor activity. The record is from RefSeq and is a predicted model, not a curated record. Gene Ontology annotation, biological process: G protein-coupled glutamate receptor signaling pathway; regulation of synaptic transmission, glutamatergic. Lineage: Eukaryota; Metazoa; Arthropoda; Insecta; Hymenoptera; Athaliidae. The transcript is spliced from 15 exons. Gene Ontology annotation, cellular component: membrane.
AUUCGCAGAGGUCGUUGAAAAGCUCGUUUUCCUAAUUUUCCGUCUGAACGUGCGUUUUCUACGUGUGUUAAGCCGGACAUUACUGCGCUACUUACUAUGCAGAUCCGGCGAAGGAGCGAAAAUAAAAUGAAAAUAUCUAUCCACUAGACAAAUGGGGCGUGAAAAUGUCCAGAUAACCACGUGAUAACUUUUUACGUUCACCAAAUUUACGCUGCUCGAUGCGAGUGAGCAGAAAAAAAGCUUUCUGAACCAAAAACGCCGAAAACAAAAAAAAAAAAAAAAAAAAAAAACCGAGUGACUUGGGUGACGUCAUAUUGCGAUGAAAUAUGAGCAAGAUACAUUCAAUGAUGUAAAAAUUGCAAUUUUAAAAGAAAAAAAUUUCUCAACUCGAAUAACGAGGUUUUGUGGGAGCGUGCUUUGAUUGGUAUCUCAUCCCUGCACAGUGUUACGUGUGGAUGGUUGAAGAGGAAUAAAAAAAAAAAAAGAAAAGGGGGGGAAGACUGAAAAGAGAAAGAAGAAAAGACAAAGUUUGUAGAAAAUUAUCGAUGAGAACAGAGAGGAGAGUUUAGCUUAAAACGGGCGCGUUUGCUCAUCGUUUAACUUAAGGACUUUAUUUCCGGUAUAAAGUUCACCCUUCCGGUGCGUUCGCAGAACUCCAAGAGAGUUUGAAGAAUAACUUUGAACGUACAAUUUUUAAAUUAAUACGGGACCAAGAGGUGCAGAUGAGUUUUUAGAGAAACGUACUACGUAUACGUAUUAUAUUUAUAUAUGUAUAUCACGUAUGCAAACAACAUUGACUAACAAAAUAAAUUAAAAAAGAAAAAUGCCGCGAACGAGAGUGACCCUACUGGCGGUAUUGCUGGCUGCUACCGCGGACGCCCGAAUAUAUUUGAACGUAUCCGGAGACAUUACUCUUGGAGCCCUUUUCCCGAUUCAUAGAAAGGGAAGUGACGGCGAAAACUGCGGGAUGAUUCAGCUGGAGGACGGAAUUCAGCCUCUGGAAGCCAUGCUUUACACGUUGCAGCAAAUAAAUCGAGACCCGAGUAUUCUGCCAGGCAUUAAACUGGGCGCCCUGGUGUUUGAUUCGUGCGAUAAUCCGAACUACGCUCUCGAACAGGCUUUAUACUUCGUUAAAGGAUUCAUCGCCCACGUGAAUACCUAUCACGAACAGGAAUUUUACUGUUCGGACGGAAGCGCUCCGAAAUUUUUAGCCGGAGGAUUCGACAAGGUCGUCGCCGUACUAGCCGCUCAAUCCAGUUCGGUUACCAUUCAGGUUGCGGCGAUGCUCCGAUUGUUCCUGAUGCCCCAAAUUUCCUACAUGGCUACCUCGCCGUCUCUGAGUAGCAAGGAGAAAUUUCCGCACUUUUUCAGAACGGUACCGAGCGACGUAAACCAGGCGCACGCCAUGCUCGAAAUAUUGAGGCAGUUCAAGUGGACUUACGUUUCGAUAGUUUACUCGGAUACGGAGUACGGGAACCACGGUUACGAGACCCUCGUCUCUUUGGCGAGCAAUUAUUCAGUCUGUUUUAGCGCUCCGCAGAGAAUAGACAACGAGCAAUACACGGACGAGGAUUACAACAACGUAAUCCGCACCAUAUCGAACAAAACGGACGUCAAGGUCGUCGUACUUUUCGCUGAAAAAUCUACGACGCUGAAGGUCCUCGAAGCCGCGAGACGACUGGGCGUAGGAUCGCGCUUCGUCUGGAUCGGAAGCGACGCUUGGCCUACGCUCAAUCACGGAGAAUUGAUCGACGAUCGAAGCCACGAAAAUCCAAGCAAUUUCGGGAAACUCGAGCCCGAGGAAUUGACCGUUCUAGAAGGUGCUCUAGCCGUCCAACCGCUCUCCAGAAGAAUGUCGGGUUUCGACGAUUACUUUACAAAUCUGACGCUGGACCACGAGUCGAUAAAUCCUUGGUUCAGGGAGUUUUGGGAAGAUUAUCACAACUGCGACCGGAGAUACAAAUUUCCGAUAAGGGACAACCAGGGCGACGAGGCGUCUUUUUCGACCGAACGAGCCAUCGGACCGGAAGAUUAUUCCUGCAGAAAUUCCCGAUUGAAAAUCAACGAGAAAUCCGGCUACAAGCAGCAGAGAUUUCUCCACUUCGUUAGAGACGCUGUUUACGCGGUUGCUUACGCGCUCCACGAUCUACACAGAGUCAAAUGCGGGGAAAAUUUCACCGGAAUUUGUCACGAGAUGAAUCACAUAGACGGGGACACGAUAUCCGCCUAUUUAUCGAACGUUUCGUUCAACGAUGAGGGUGGGAAAAAAUUCAGAUUCGUUCACAACGUUGACGGACCACCCCGCUACUCGGUUUUAAAUUAUCAGAAAAAUUUGGACGGGACCUACCAGUGGCUCGUGAUAGGGAAUUACACGCAGGAUGAAACCGGGAAACCCGUGCUGCACAUUGAUCCGGAAUCCAUGAAAUUUCGGGGCCACGUCAAAGGCGGCAGGAGUUCUUUUCCAAAUUCAACUUGCGCGCUGCCGUGCGAAAGACACCAGAUCACGGUUAGAGAGAGACUGGAUGCUUGCUGCUGGAAAUGUAGAAAUUGCGGGCUUUACCAGUGGAAAGCGGACGAACAUCGUUGCGAAGAUUGCGAUUGGGGAACACGGCCCACCCUCGAUAAGACGGUUUGCGAUGCUAUUCCGGAAGAAUUCAUCGACUAUUCGAGCCCCUGGGCUGUCGCCGCUAUGGCUGUCGCGAGCUGCGGAAUUUUGGUUACCGUUUUCGUGCUCUCUGUAUUUUGGAUAUACAGCGAAACGCCGAUAAUAAAGGCUUCCGGUCGCGAGCUUUCCUGUCUUCUUCUUCUCGGUACUCUGGUCUCGUUCCUGAUGACCUUUGCGGUGGUUGCAAGACCCGAUACCGCUACUUGCACCGUCACCAGAUUUGGAAUCGGUCUUUGCUACACGCUCUGUUACGCGGCUCUGGUCACCAAAACUAACAGGAUUCAUAGGAUAUUCAACAACAUGACGCACAGUCCGCACAAACCGAGGUACACCAGUCCAAACUCUCAACUCAUAAUAACCGGGAUGUUGACGCUGGUCGAGGUUUUGAUAAACGCUAUUUGGCUAUCGCAAGUUCCACCAUCGGUGACUCACAAUUACCCAACGAGAGACACGAGGAUUAGGAUGUGUCGUGGAUUGGACGAUCACUCUUUCAUGGUGGGGCUGAGCUACCCCUUUUUGCUGAUCAUAAUCUGCACCGUCUACGCCGUCAAGACGAGAAAGUGUCCCGAAGGAUUCAACGAGACCAGAUACAUAGCCUUCACGAAUUAUACGACCAUUAUCCUUUGGCUCGCCUUCGUUCCGGUAUACGUGGUCUCCACCAGCAACGCGAUUCGAGUUGUAACUCUGACUUUGUCUCUCUCGCUGAGCGGACUCGUACAACUCGCCUGUCUCUUCUUUCCAAAAGUCUAUAUCGUCCUUCUGAAGCCUGAAAAAAAUACCAAGGAGUUAGUUAUGGCACAGCACAGAAGUUCAUCUUAUCUAGCGGCUCCUGCGACCCCCGUGGUUGUCCUCAAUGAAAAUGGCCUCAAGUCUUACGUGAAGGGAAGUGAUUCCUCCAUCAAGACUUCGAGAAAAGAUUCAUCGUCUUUGAAUAUCUGGAAAAUUAAGCCGAUUUUGAAGGACCAAACGAUAACGUCAGCAGCCUUGGCCAAGGAUACGUUGAAAAAUUUUCAAGUAAGAACGAUGUAACGAAGUUCGGUAAAAGGUUCCACAAAAUUCUGUCGGGUCUGCUGAAAAUUGUUCAAUCGAAACGUCAAACAAAAAAUCCAAUUUACCCUGAGGCCAAAACAAAGUCAACAAGUACAUAUCGUUAAGCUAAGUAUAUUAUACAUAAAAUAUGCGAAAUUUACUUAAUUAUUGAUAUUAAAUUAUUGUGUAUAGCUGAUCGUUUGGUUUUUUUUUUUUUUUUUUUUUUUUUUUUUUUAAUU